CUGCGCAUGAGGUACUUCCGGCGGGGUCACGCCGCUCUACCGGUGGUACCUGCGUACACGGUGCUUCCGGCAGGGCUCGCCCGCGGGAGCCUCCGAUUCUGGCGCCGGCCUUGGUUGCAGACAUGGCUUCUCUCCUGGCCAAGGAUGCCUAUCUGCAGGACUUAGCCAAGAAGAUCUGCGCGCAGCCUGGCCCAGAGCGGCAGAGGAGCAAGUGGGCUGUCAGGACAAAAGGCUCAGAAGCUGCUGGACCUCCGAAAAAGAAAAGGAAGAAAACACAAAAGAAGUCUCAGGAGCAGGAACAGAAAGCUAUGGAACAGAAGACUAAACCCCUGGCCAAGAAGUCUCCCACCUCUUCUAGGGCCAAGAAACCCAUGGUAUCCAAACAAGAGACAAGCUCCAGCUCCCUGGGGUCCCCUAAAGGUAGCCAAGGCACAGCACCUGAUUCUGUCUUUGCCCUGGAUUUCCUUCGACAGCGGCUGCAUGAAAAGAUCCAGCUAGCCCGGGGCCAGGGUAGCACCAAGGAGUUGUCUGCUGCUGCUCUAGAAAAAAGACUACGGAGAAAGCAGGAGAGGGAACGGAAGAAGAGGAAGCGGAAGGAGCUUCGAGCAAAGCAGCAGACGUACUCAAUAAUCUCCAGUCGGAGAGCACCCAAUGGAGUGAGGGUCUGCCGGCCGGACUCCUACACUGUAACAGCAAGGUUUUAUGACACCAAUCUUAAGGAAGAAGAUAUUGAGUUUAACGUAAAUUGA
Molecule: messenger RNA, 749 nt
Organism: Mastomys coucha (southern multimammate mouse)
Lineage: Eukaryota; Metazoa; Chordata; Mammalia; Rodentia; Muridae
Gene: Surf6
Product: surfeit 6
Exons: 5
Coding region: 123-749 (208 amino acids)
Biological process (GO): ribosomal small subunit biogenesis; ribosomal large subunit biogenesis
Cellular component (GO): nucleolus
Molecular function (GO): RNA binding; DNA binding
Source: RefSeq, a predicted model, not a curated record